GCCAAUUCGGACAUGCUAGAUACUACUUAGACUACUACUUCGACUACUACUUGGCAAUUCGGGCGCAGCUCAUGCUUGUUCUCUUUUACCGAGCUUUUAUAGAGUCAGUUUUAUCUUUUGCACUGGUGUCCUGGUUUGGCAACUUGAAUCUCCAGGGCAAAAAACGCUCUGGGCCAGAUUGUUAAAUGGGCUGGAAGGCUAAUUGGGGAGCCUCAACUCUCCAUGACAGCUCUCUAUGAGGCCCAGCUGCAGCGUAAAGCCAGCGCUAUUGCUUUGGACAGCUCGCACCCUCUGCAUUGCGAGUUCCAGCUCCUUCCCUCCGGCUGUCGCUUCUUGGUCCCCAAGGCCAGGACCAAGCGUUACAGAACCACCUUUGUUCCAGCAGCUAUUGCAAAGCUUAAUGGCAGGGCUAAGAGAUGAGGAAGUCUUAUUGAACCUUUGGAUCUGGAGAGAUUUUAUGGCUCUUAUCGACUGGCAUUUUUUGUACUUGAUUGUUGUUUUUAUGUGUGUCUUGUCUGGAUGGCUGGGUUCCUGCCUGCAAACAAAAUUUACCGCAAGGUAUAAAUAAAGAAACCUUUGAACCUUUGAAAUACUUCCUGCUCGGUAGCUUCAUAGAGACUAAAAAGCCUACACAUAACUAAAAGAAUGGCAAUAAAAAAAACAAGCAAACAGGCAACAAUAAAACAAUAAAACUGGCAUAAAACAGUAAAACAGGCAGUAAGGAAAGUGCAGCAGUGCAAAGUGCAGUGUGUUAUUGCACAUUUAAAUGUUACCCAUCAUGCCUAAUAAGGAACCCAAGAACAACAGCAGCCCUGAUUCCCUGGAAGUUAUGAGGAUGUAAAAUAGAACAGGUUUUGAUAAUAAUUAAAUCACUCAACCCUUCAAUGUCAUUAAAAACUGCACCUUUAAUGUUGAAGCCCCGCCCUGUGGUCUGUUAUUGGACUUUUGAAUAGGUACAAAGUCGUCUAAAUAAAACGUCAACCGGUGUAUAAAUAAGACAGGAUUUUGAACAUGAUCAGACUUCAGCAGGAUAAUCAUUCUCCUGACUUUCUGCUUCACUCUCACUGAAGUUUGUUUUUAAGUCUUUCUGUCCAGCAAAGGCUAAUAGACUCAGUGAAGAAUUAAAGGUGGUGCAGUGGCAGUAGACUUUGUAUCAACAGAGAUAUAUAGAGCAGUAAAAGGAAACAAACGCUGGAGCUUAAACAGCCGAUUUGUUGAAGUUUCUUUGGAGAUCUGAUGUUUGAGAGCCAACGUGUCUCACAGGUAGGUGUGCAUCACCGACUCGAUUUAUUCUUUCUGAUCCAAACAUGAGUUUAACUUUAACCUCAACAAGAGGAUCAUGUCGUUAAACAGAUAAAUAUUGUCCUUCGUGUCGAGGUUGAAUGGUUGCUUCUUUAUCUGCUGUUUUUUUUCUCUACACUGUCCAGUUUUCUCCACCAUCAUGCUCUCCUUUUCAACCCGACCUCUGGUCCUCCUGAGUCUUCUCCCCCUCCUCUCGCCCCCCGCUCUCUCCUGUCUUCAGACUGGAAACUUAGAGGAGUGUGACUCAGCUCCGUUCGUACCCGGCCACAACCUGGUGGGCGAGGGCUUUGACGUGGUCACCCUGCAGCGUAAAGGAGCCUACUUGAUUGAUGUGAUGACUUACCUGACUCCAGGAGGCAACUGUACUCUCUGCUCCAACCCUCUGCAAGACAACGAGCUGCAGAAGGUAAUGUCUGUAAAUGAAAUUACACUCCUGCAGUAACUUUCACAGUCGUGCACGUCAAACCAUGUGUCUUUACUUCUAUUUUCAGCUGCCAGUCUCUGCAGUGGACUGGAGAGCAUCCAGCCGAUGCAAUGCUGACCUGUCCACCACUGAGCACACCUCUAUUAGGUAUUCUAUCACACUUAAGUUACAGGUUGUAUCAGCUGUGAUUUCUCAGCAUGAAAAUCUGUUUAAAUUUUACUGUUUGUUAGAAAAUCAAGAGAAUACAAGCUUUCCAUAAACUGGUUUUUAGGUCUUAAGACGUAAAGGUGAAGAAGCCAGGAAUCGGUUUACAAAGCAUCUUUUUUUGUGCUGUAUUUACAAAAAAUCUUUAAUAUAAGUCAGUGAUUAUUAGUUAUUGAUGACUUUUGGUAAUAUAUCGAUAUCUCUGUGUUCUCUUAUGUCUGUGUCGUCAACAUUUGAACAUUUUUGAGCGGUCCGCUCUUUCUGACUGUAAACAAAGCCGUUCUCCACCUCCUCUAACCUGAUUGGUUGUGAGGCAGACGCUGCUCCCCCGUGUCGUUCAGGAGCCCAAACAAAGUUAGCGUGCUACAAUAUCGGACAGUAGAAACCAACCAGAAAUUUCGGAAAAUUGUCUGAAUCCUCCUUUGGCCACGACUGCCGACACAAGCAAGAAAACAAAGUAAAUACCGGAGACUCUGGAGGAAUAACGGGCGCUUAAAACGGAGGUAGACCGGACAAGAGCUAAAAAGCCGGGUCAACAUAAAUGAUGGGGGACGCUUGGGGAUCUUGGUGACCCUGUAACCUUUCUGCUGGACAGGUAAACCGCUUUAACAAAGUAAGACAAGUGUCUGUAACAGAAGUGUUUCUUGUCAAACGGACCUGCUGUAGCGUGUUGUAGCGCCAUCGCUAAACUGUCCUCCCUCGGGUCCUGGACUAUGUCACUUUAUCCUCGUUGUAGAAGUCCUGCAAACAUUGUGUUUGCUGGUAGUCUGUUGGCAUCUACAGUAGCACCAAUGCUUUUGACUUUCACCUUGACUGGGCCCCAUUUGUAAUGAUCUGAAGUAUUUAUUUGCAUUAUAUCUGAAUUUAACUGGAACGAUACGAGCGAGCAGAAGCGUCUGUUUGUGGGCGGGGCUUGAGGGGAGAGGAGGAGCUGAGGGGAAAACUGGUUGGGAGGGGUGGAGUUUACAUUCAAGAUUUCUCCUAAAAACUGGAACUUCCUCAGAUCCUGACUACACCACCUUUAAGCAAACUUGGAAAUUAAAAUAGAGGUAAAAACUGCAGUUCCUUGAAAAACCACUUGAGCAUUGAGAAUUGAGCCUAUAGAUCCGUCAGCGGCCAUUGUCUCAUGUUCAUGUUCAUUACGGGUUCAUGUUUUUGUCUUUUUUUGCACCAUUAGGGCUACACUAUAUAUCGUUUGAGCAUCGUCAUCGCAAUGCACAUGUGUGCGAUAGUCACAUUGCAGAGCCUGCAAUGUAUAUCUCUGAAUUUGAAAAUGAUUUUUAAGUAGGUUUUUUCACAUCAGCUAUGACCCGACCUCUCUCCCGACCAUCUCUGUUUAAUCGAACCAGGAGGCUGUAACUGACUACAGUUUGUCUAAAUAUUGAGGUUUUGACACCAUGUAGCUCCGACACGGGGCGCCUCAUAAUAAAUGAUAAUGAUACAUGAGUUUACGGCCGCUGCAGAGAGAAGGUCUUUGACACAGGAGCUCAUUAAAACAUUUAUCUUUACUUAGAAAACGAUCAUGUUAAAUUUGUGAGAUAUUAACAGAACAAACUUGUAUGUCUUGUGUUCACAGCUCACUGGUUAGCAGCGACACCUCUCAGCACAGCACCGACUGGAAGGUAAGAAACAUUUGACAGAAACUGAUGAUUUUCAUGUUUCUGUCAGGAUUCAGAUUUGUGGACAAAUGUUUAUCAUUUCAUGUAUUUUACCUCUUGAAUGCCAUCAUAUAGUAUAUUUAAUAUCUACUUAACUUAUAUUGAAACGUCUCCAAAGAUCCAAAGAUCAACUUUAUUUUUAUGGCAUCAGAUAAGAAAUGUAGUUCAAAUUUCCUCAUAGAGGCUAAAAACAACAAUUAACAACAAUAAAACCCAACCCUCCCACCCACACGCACAAAGACACACGCCCACACAUACACACACACAACCACAUACAGUGUGAGAAUUUAAGAUAUAUUGUUUAAGAGACAUGGCCUGACACCGAGACAUUAUAUGAGGAAAGAGCCACCUUUAGGAAACACCGGAGAUACUGUAAAGAUAAAAAAUACAAAAUCGUGAAAAGACAAAGUAAAACCUGAUGGACUAAAACAAGAAAACAAUAUUAAUGAAUGGAUAAGUAAAAGCUCUUUAAAAUGUCUCUUACAGAUGAAUUUUGUAAUAAUUGAAGCGUAUGUAAAUUCUUCUAGGGGAGGCCAGAGAGCAGGGCAUUACAAUAAUCUAAACAAGAGGAGAUAAAAGCAUCAGCACCUCCGUGCACAUAAUGCAUUUUUGUCAGAGGACACUACCUUAGCAAACAUAGUGUGGCGUGCUGGUGUGUUUUGAGGACCCAGAAGCAGACACAGAGGCAGAUAUCAACUUAAGAUGUCAUUUUAAUGUCCAAACUCAGGUUUAAAAGGCAAAAGAGGAAGUCCGGUAGGUUGGCUGGUUGUCGUGUGGGCUGGAGACACUGCGGAGAAAACAGAGGAGAGGGAAUUGAGUAGACAUACAAAAAAUAAUGAGGAGCAGAGUUACGAGUACUUAUUCCAAAAGGAGGCCAGGAGACGCGUCUGUACCACUUGGGAGUGAAGACAAUACUCAGGCGCUGAGACUGAGGCCCGAACUACACGAAUGUGGAUAUAUUUCAAACCGCACAUAUUUAUGUCCGAUUAGGCCUCCCUACCACAUCAAAACGGGAGUUUGGAACACUCAAACUGGAUAAAUCUGAAUCCGGAAAAACAAGUGGAGAAAUAAAAAAAUAUCCGUAUCCCUUAUCCGUAGCGGAUUCCUGUGGUUGGACUUUUACGGAUCGAUGACGUCAAAUCGCAGCUCGCGCAUGCGAAUUAAAAAGAAAAACAACAACAACGACGAUGGCGGACAGACAGGGUAUUCUUUACGUUUGUUUCGCCCUUUUGGGGCUAAUUUCAGCCUUGCAAGUGAACCUUGUUUUAUACAAUUACAUCCACCAGUCAGCCAGCUCACAGAGGCGUCUGCUACGUCCAAUACUUUUAUCGGUCACAUGGUCCGUCACAUGGACCCGACGCACUAACGUAGCUUCCGCAAACAAUGCAUGACGCAUCACGCUGUUACGAUUCAUCCGCCAAUCAGGUAGCUUUGUUACUGAAAUUUUUUUUUUAAACGGCACCAGAUAGGAUUGAGUUUGACGGCUACGUGUGGACGCAGAUAUUUUUGAGAACUAACACGUGUGGACAGAUACAUUUAUUUAGAUGGGAGGACAAAAAUAUCCUGAUAAGUAAAUAUUCAUAUACGUGUAGUUCGGGCCUGAGGGCUGCUGGCUUCUUAAAAUGCCUUGAUUGCAGAUGAAGAGCAGGUGUGUAGUCUCACUCAGCCUCAGUGACCGGGGAGGGCAGGGAGCUCUGGAAAAGAGUCAAGCCAAACCAGGAACACGAAGAAAAACAGGAAGUCCAACCAAAAUAAAACAAACGGAGGAGGUGUCUCACCACACAUAGAAUGAGAGAAGCAAAGACAUUUAAGAUUAACAACCAUGUGUGGCCCCCUGAACAUCAUUCAUCAGUCAUUCAUUGGUAUUAUUUAUGUUAUUACCGACGCCACCCCCUUAAAUGUGUAAAGACAUGUAAAUUCAUACUGUAGUAGGUGUGUGAAUGAUCAACAAUCAAUAUUAUUGGCAGAAAUAGAGGACCCCAAAAUCAAAUUUUGCUUAGGGUCCCGUUGAGGCUUGGGCCGGACCAUACCACGUGUCAUUAAAAAUGUCAUUCAGUGAAGCUUUCUGUUGGUGUCCUCAGGUCGGCCUAGAUGUACAGAAGUAUGUGUCUGCCGGCCUCAGUGUGGGAGGAACACGCUCAGCUGUGUAUAAGUUUGCCUCAGAGCGGUCUAGAGAGGACCGGUACUCCUUCAGCACCCACAAGAUCACCUGCAGCCACUAUCGGUACAGUAUACAGAGUCCUGCAUCACUAUGAACAAAUGUGAGUCUAGUUGAUUAAAAAAGCGUCGAUCACGAGCAUCAAUGUCCUGGUCUCUGUGUUUAGGUUCCGUGUAUCUAACACCCCCCUCCUCAGCUCUCAGUUCAAACAAGAUCUGGCCGAACUGCCGGCUUUUUACAACUCCUCCACGGAGGCCCAGUACAGUGACAUCAUCCACAGCUACGGCACACACUACAUCCGCCAGGUUUUUCACACACCUAUACACUCUUCUUAUUUCACAAAGUCAUCCAUAGUUUAUUUCUCAACAACAUCAUCCAUCAUCAGGCUUUCCUUGGGGGGCGACUCAGGCGAGUCUCAGCUGUUCGCACCUGUUUGUCUUCACUGAAUGGACUCUCCUCACAUGAGGUACAAACACGACUCUCAUGCUCGGGUGUUUAUUUGUUAUAUUUUAAAGCCUCUUGAAUCGUAACCUUGUGGUUUUAAUUCAAAAGCAGACCCGCACCCAUGGUUUUUAAAUGGUACCUUAUCUCCUCUCCUGUCAUCCAGGUUCACAACUGCCUCACAUUUGGACUCCGCGUAGGUCUGGGGGUAGCAAAAUUAUCCAGUGGACAUCAGUCCUGCUCAAAGGUCUUACAAAACAGAGACACCUCAGCCUCAUUCAGCGCAGGUCUGCACAAACACAUCACCUCUGUGGUCGGAGGGACCGGAUGGUUGGGGGAGUUUUCUCUCUCUUUCAAUGACUCCCUGGGUUACAAACAGUGGCUGAGAUCCCUGGAUACCCACCCCGAUGUUGUUUCGUACUCCCUCAGACCCUUGCAUAUGCUGGUGCCAAAUGAGGCCCAGAGGGCGGGGUUAAAGACGGCCAUAGAGGAGUAUUUAAAAGACAACGCAGAGAGGAUAUCACCAUCUCCAAACCCUGCCUACUGUCCUACGCGGGUGUCAUCGGGAACGCUUGUGGUGACUGUCAUCAGAGCCUGGGGUCUAAAAGGCGAUCUUACGGGCAGGACUGAGGGGUGAGUAUGUUAAAGCCCAGGACUGGGGCUGGAGAUCAUUAUCAUAUAAUUAUGACCGAGUGAGGAGAAAAGCUGUUACAGUGGCACCACCAGACACGUCCAAGUCACCGUGCCAAUGCAGUUCAAUCAAAUCAAUCAAUUAAACUUUAUUUUAAAGCACUUUUCAUACAUAGAAUGUAGCACAAAGUGCAGGAUAUUGAAAACAAUCAAAUAAAAUAAAUAAGAAUACAAAUACCAAACCCCACCCACCCUCAUUCAACACAUACAGCACUCACACACUCACACACACAGAUACACACACAAAACACCAGGACUCUUUCCACAGAUGACUGAGGAAACACUGGAUCUAGGACUAAAACGAUAAAACCAUUUCUGAGGGAGGUCUUUAUAAACAAGAUAUAACGUGGCGUCACUGAUGUCAUUUGUCUCCCAUGUUUUUCAAACACACAGGUAUGCCAAGAUCUGGUACGGAUCCUACUAUGGCAGAACUCGAAUGAUCCGGUCAAACUACCCUCGAUGGAACUCUCGUUUUUCCAUUGGCAAGGUCAGUAACUAAUCCUGUCAGACCUGAUCGAAGGGGACGGAAAUGUCAGCUCUUAACCCUCAGGGGUCCUUAAAAAAAAAGUUACAUUUAGGUCCUUAGGUGGACAAAAAUGUCCCUCUCCUAAAAGUGCCAUAAAAAUAUUAUACAUUAAUGUUUUUUUCCAUUUUUUUUGGCUGAAAUCUUUUAAUCAACUAUGAUGGAUCAGUAAUUAACAACAACAUUAAUUAUGCAUUGUCAUGUUUGACGUAUUGUCUGAUUUCUAAAAAAGUUACGUUUAGGUCCUUAGAUGUACAAAAAUGUACAAAGUUGAUCUUUGAAUUAACUUCAGUCCUAAUCAUAACUACCAAAUAAUUGUUGAUAUUGAUGGAUAAUAUUUUUAGAGCACAUCUAAGGACCUAAACAUGUAGUUUUUCUGUCUCACAGUGAAUAUUGACCUGAUAUGAUAAUGGAGUGGUCAUGUUUUAAAAUUUGGAAAGAAAAAAAACCCCUGAAAAACAUCUUCUCAUUUGCAUGAACACGGCCAAAAUAAAAGGUAAAAAGUCACCAAAAAUGUACAAACAUGUCCUCAGAGCACCGGAGGGUUAAGAGAAUAUCCAUGUAAAACCAUCACUCAUUAUUCCAGUUUAACUUCCCCACCUCUGUUUAUGAAGGUGGACACAUGGUCGAAACUGUGGAUCGAAGUCUGGGAUGAGGACUUGCGUUACGAUGACCGUCUGGGAUCAUGUGUGAGGAGCGUGAAGAAGGGGACAUAUAGAUACUCUUGUCCACUAAACAGAGGCGGUGUGGAGAUCCAGUACACUCUGACUUGUGACCAAUACCUGACUGGAGACAAGUGUAACCUGUACAAACCGUCUCCAUAGAUGAAUCCAGUCUGUGUUACAUGUUCUGUCCAGUUUGUUAUGAUUUGCAUUAAAUCAGAUGUGGAGACUUCCCUGAAAUGUAAUGAGCCGGACAGUCCCACAGCCGUCUUUUGGGUUUAGGUGUAGUUUUUUUUUUAUCCAUGUUUGAUGAAAUUUAAGAUAAGAUAAGAAGAACUUUAUUGAUUAAAGGAAUUUCAAUUAUUAAGUUAUUUUGCAAAAGAGGGUGGCGCUUGCAGGACUUGAAGUAAAGUUGGAUCAUGAAAUUCCUGAUAUGAGUGAAAAAGUUUGUUGAUUUCUUUUCAAUAAAGACAUAAAUCAUAUAUAUAUAUA
Molecule: messenger RNA, 8554 nt
Organism: Xyrichtys novacula (pearly razorfish)
Lineage: Eukaryota; Metazoa; Chordata; Actinopteri; Labriformes; Labridae
Source: the annotation of a GenBank genome assembly